UAUUUUUCCAAGAUGUUCUUCUCUUCCCAACAUAAGAGAGACAAUGUAUUUUUAACCUCCAUAAAUGUUAAAAUAAAUUUUUCUGGUUUCAAAUAUCUCAUUUAUCGAGGUUUACCGUAAAUUUUCAAGAUGAGUAGAUGACUCCUCAGUAUCAAACAGUGCUAUAUAUUAAGCUAAGUCCUUGGUUUUUUCAGUACCUGAGUGUUCUGUAAAUAACAACAUUUUGAAACUUUCGGUAUAUAAGCAGGCCAAGAGUGUACCUGCAGAACAGAAUUGUGAGUGAAAAUGGUGAAAGAAUCAUCAGGAGUUAUGGCAAAACCUGCAUGGCUAGAAGGCUUAUUGUCUGAAACAUUCUUUGAUGCUUGUGAGCUUCAUCAAACUACCAGAAAGAAUGAAAAGAACAUCUUGUGCUUGAUCUGCUGUCAAAGUCUCUGCCCUCAUUGUCUUCCUCAUCAUCACUCUCAUCCUGUUCUUCAGGUGAGGAGAUAUGUUUACCAGGAUGUCAUUCGACUGGAGGACCUGGAGAAGCUGAUUGAUUGUUCCCAUAUCCAGCCAUACACCAUAAACAAAGCGAAAGUAAUAUUCUUGAAGCCAAGGGCACAAUCCAAGUCUUCUUACAAAGGGUCUGGCAAUAAUACUUGCUUCACCUGUGAAAGAUUUCUUCAGGAGCCGUUUCAUUUGUGUUCUCUCUCAUGCAAGGUUCAAAACAUGGUUAAUCAAGGUGAUGAUGUUUCUAGCAUCACAUAUGGGUUUGAUGAAUCUGAGUUCCACUUCUCUCAAUUCCAAGGGCUCGAAAUGGACCACAGUAGCCCCAGCAACCUCGAAAAUCCAUCACAUGAGUUCGAAGGCUCAUCGUGCAAUGGUCAUGACAGGGGCAGUUCAGAGUAUCCGCAACAGAUGAUGCUGUCUUUCCACAACAGGAGAAAGGGAGCUCCUCAGAGAUCUCCCUUGGCUUAGAGAAGUAUACUUAAACUAUGAUGAGAACUUGUGCACCUCUAGUUUGCGUAAACUUAUCAUCGUUUUUUCUUGCUGAUUAUCGCUAUGUAUGUUGUCUUUUGCAUUGCUCGAAUAGUUGAUACUUCUUUCUGCAUGUAAUAUUUUGGCAAGUUGCUUUUAUUCAGCGAGGCCACAUUUAGGCUUACAAUUGAAAAGAAAUAUUUCAACAUCUGUACUAGAUUAUGGUAAUGGAACAAGCAGAAUUUUAGCUGUUGGU
Molecule: messenger RNA, 1213 nt
Organism: Daucus carota subsp. sativus
Lineage: Eukaryota; Viridiplantae; Streptophyta; Magnoliopsida; Apiales; Apiaceae
Product: protein RGF1 INDUCIBLE TRANSCRIPTION FACTOR 1
Exons: 5
Coding region: 286-957 (223 amino acids)
Source: RefSeq, a predicted model, not a curated record